Vespula vulgaris is the source of this 9559-nucleotide messenger RNA. It is a transcript of the gene pnut, whose product is annotated as septin-7. Bases 2549 to 4849 code for a protein of 766 amino acids. The transcript has 12 exons. Gene Ontology annotation, biological process: cilium assembly; cytoskeleton-dependent cytokinesis. Lineage: Eukaryota; Metazoa; Arthropoda; Insecta; Hymenoptera; Vespidae. Gene Ontology annotation, molecular function: GTP binding; GTPase activity; molecular adaptor activity. Gene Ontology annotation, cellular component: cell division site; septin ring; septin complex. The record is from RefSeq and is a predicted model, not a curated record.
AUUACUUGAUCCACGCAAUAAAGCUGUUACUCUAUCAAGAUAUACACGUACAAUGAUAAGUAUGUGUACAUGUAUUUUAUAAUACGUAUUAUGAUGUAUGAUUGAUGAUUCAUAGGGAAAUUGUCACUAUGAAAAAAAUCGAUAUAGAAUGAUACAUAUGCAAUAACAAUUCUUACGUAUGUUUUUAUGCAUUUUAUAAUACUGCUUAUUCAUACAGAACUAUUAGCAAGAAAGAGAAAGAGAUUAUAUAGUGAUGAUAAAACUGACCCCCUUUACGUUUAUUAAUUGGAGGAAGUAAAUGCAAUUCAGAGAAUUUAUGUUAACUACGUUGUGAUAGAACGAUUAAAAUGUUCUUGAUCAUACGUUCGCCACUGGUCCAUAUUCGUAAACGUUUUUGAAAUUUUUCUUUUCUCUCUCUUUUUUAAUUAUGAAUUAAUUAAAAAUAUAUUGCAAAAAAUAAAUAUGUAUUUAUGAAAUAUGGAAAUAUCGUGUAUAAAUAAGUUAGAUUAAUUGGAUAUCGAAGUUACGAGUAAACUCUUUUAUAAAUAAAUUGGAUCGAACGAAAAUAUACAUUCCCGUGCAUUUUAACGACAGAUCGUUCAUUAAAACUAUGAUUGGAGCGCGUGCGUCGUUCGUUCGGUAGCUCCAAUACUUUUCUUUGUACUUCAAAAUCGGAGAAAGAAAUAGAAAGAAGCGACGCUAUUGGUCUUCGUACUUUUCACUGAUUGGCUGACAACGAUAAAAGAUAUAAGACAUUCGCCAUACUACCAACACAUUUAGCUAAAUUUAAAUGUCAACUUUCUUGUGUUUGUACGUAUUAUACAUAGAAAAUUGUAUAAAUAUCAUGAAUAUUAUUUUAUAUCUUACUCGCCUGCACCUUCUUUUCCUUUUGUUUCUCGAUUUAUUCGAUUUAUAUCGAAUACUUUGAAAAUCAUACAUCUUCAUGAAUAUUUGACGAACUCGAUCGAUCGAACGUUAAAUCUUUUCAAUAAUAGAGGUCAGGAGUCUUCUCGAACUCGUCUGUCUCUCUUUCUCGCUCUUUCUCUCUUUAUUUGUAUGUGUGUGUGUGAAAUCAAUUCGAAAUAUUCGUCGAUGGAAAGUUUUAGGUUAACGACGAGUUAAAGUUGGCAGCAAUGUUAGCUAGCCGGUUCGACACUAGAGCCACCUGGGGACGGCUAGGGGUAAUCGAGGCUUCUUUCUUACCCCCACCAUACUCGGCAGCUGCGUCAGGCGUGGUCGUCCGGCAGUCGCAGUGAGAUCCUAGUCGGACGUAGGACUCUCGUACCGGUGUUCUCUUAGGGCGGAGUUUCUUUUCUUUCCUCGUGUAUCGUAUUUGAGUACAACUUACGUGCGUGGAUAAAGAACACACUACGUAUAUACGUAUAUGUAUACAUAUAAUUACACGUAGAUAAAUCUUAAAAUUUUUGAUACAUAUAUAUAUUUUUUUUCCUUUUCUAUACAUAUUAAAAAAAAAAAAAAAAAAAAAAAAAAAAAGAAAGAAAAAAUAAGAAUCCUCGAACAAAUCGAAGUGCGAAAGAAAGAAUAUUAUAGAAUCUCCGAAUAGAAAUACAUUUCGAUUAACUAACGAUCGUCCUUGAUAAUAGAAACACAAAACGCAACAUUGAUGACGAACGAUGAGCGAAAAAGUGAGAGUGAUGAUCUUAACCACGUUCGGCCGGCAACUCGGCUAUUGUGUGAAUCAACAACGGCGACAAUACGAUCGUUCGUGAAGCUUAGCUUAGCAAAGCUUUUUGAAGAGAAGGCGUAGGAGAAAAAAAGAGAGAGAUAGAGAUUGUGAGAGAAAGAAAGAAAGAAAGAGAGAGAGAGAGAGAGAGAGGGUGGUGUAGAAACGACGCGCGGCAGGAACCCCCCCAUAAAGUCAGGCGUGCAUCUUCCUUCUUGAGAGAAUAAUCUUUCUUUAGGAAUUUUACUUGAUCUUGUGUCUUUUAGUCUCUUCCUUGACGAAAAAGACAAUAGACAUAUAACACACACAUACAUAUAUAUACAUAGGUAAAUACAUAAAAGUUAAGGGACAUCUUUGUUGGUGUGUUGGUGUUAGAGUUUCGACGCUCCUACUCUGUGUAUACGUAUAUAUAUAUAUAUAUAUAUAUUUUUUUUUUUCUCCAACCUUCGACGGUCGAUCGUCUUCUUGUCUCUUUUCUAUCUAUCUAUCUAUCUAUCUAUCUAUCUCUCUCUCUCUGUGGUUAAGAUAUAUAUAUAUAUAUACAUACAUAUAUAUAUAUAUAUACAUCGUACAUAUAUAUUUCUUCUCUCUCGCUCUCUAUCUCUUUCUCUUCUCACACACGACGAACUUGCGUCUCUGUGUGUGUGCGUACGCGCGCCCUUACGCAUCGGACCUCACAUCGUUAGCGGAAGAUCGUCGUGGGAGAAAGAAAAGAGGGGAAAGGAGAGGAGAGGAGAGGAGAGGAAGUGUACAAGUGGGGGAGGUGUUGUUCCCAGUGAAGUAGAAGAAAUAGAAGUAGAUAUAGAAGAGGAACGAACAAUAAGAAGAAGAAAAAGAUAAAUAUAAAGAUAAAAGAAAAGGAAGAUGUCUACGGAAAAUCAACAAAACGGUUCAGCAGGUCCGACGCAAAGCAACGGUCUUAAAUCUGCUACCAUCAACGUUACCGGUAACACCAGGACGAUACCGAACAACUCGUCUUUCCUCUAUAGCAGUAAUUCGAUGUUGAAUCGAGAUAAACCACGGCAAGUGCCGCCUCCGACUUUACCGAAAUAUACGUCGAGUUUCAACGCGGGAUCGAACGGCAGUGGCGCCGCCGAGAGAUUGAGCAGAGACAGAGAGGCUGGGGGUAGUUACAGGCUGGCAAGCCUCGAAAGACUCGCCCUCAGGCAGAGGAUACUCGAUGGAGAAAAGGCCAACGGCGAUGCCACAUCGAUACAGGCGAAGCGCGAGCUGUUCUUCAAAGGUGACAGCACGGGCAUAAUCUCAUCGCCUUCGGUGCCCUCAGUUCCACCACCUCAACCACCAGGCCAAGCUUCGGCAUCGUCGUUAACGACUACGAGUGGCAAUACAACGACUAGCAUCAGUACGACGACGAGUAACAACAGCAGUGGCACAACGAACCUUGUUAAUUCGACUAGUACGAACGUCAACAGUAGUAAUAACAAUAAUAACAACAACAACAGUACGUCGGUCCAAUCAACAGCUUCCAUAUCCUCCUCAUCCUCGUCUUCUUUGAGCACGACGGCAAGCGUUUACACUGGUGGUGUUAGCGCAAGUCAUGCGAGUCAUGGGACGAGCUCUAUACCACCAACAGCGAAGAUGCGUUUGCCUCUCUCAUCCUCCUCCUCCUCUUCGACCUCCACCUCCACAUCUUUGUCGUCCACGACGACCUCAGGCAACAAUCCCAACCUUACCUCGGCCUCGGCCCUGAUACUCAAUCAGAACAACGAUCCUUCCGAGGAUAGCAACAAAAGAGAAUCGGCAAGGAGCAACGAGUCCAAGGAUUCAUCAUCUAACGCCAUACAUCAUCGACCGCUUCAACCGUUAACAAAGUCGAAAGAACUCGAUGGUUACGUCGGCUUUGCCAAUUUACCUAACCAAGUCUAUAGGAAGGCCGUUAAAAAGGGAUUUGACUUUACCAUCAUGGUUGUUGGUCGAUCCGGAUUAGGAAAAUCAACUUUUAUAAACUCCAUGUUUUUGGCCGAUAUAUACAGCGCGGAAUAUCCAGGACCUAGUCUCAGGGUAAAGAAAACAGUAGCCGUGGAAACGACCAAGGUGUUGCUGAAAGAAAAUGGGGUAAAUCUUACACUGACAGUGGUCGAUACGCCUGGAUUUGGCGAUGCGAUCGACAAUAGUAAUUGCUGGGUUCCAGUUAUAGAAUACAUUGAGUCGAAAUACGAGGAGUUCCUGAAUGCCGAGUCUCGCGUAACGAGACGGCAAAUACCCGACAGUCGAGUACACUGUUGUCUUUAUUUCAUCGCGCCCUCGGGUCACGACCUGACGCCGCUCGAUGUAGAGUUCAUGCAGCGCCUUCACGACAAAGUCAAUAUAAUACCUGUUAUUGCGAAGGCCGAUACGAUGACUCCUGAUGAGCGUGCUUAUUUUAAAAAAAAAAUAUUAAAUGAAAUCGCACAACACAAAAUCAAAAUCUAUGAAUUCCCAGAAGAAGAAUACGAAGAAGAUAGUAAGUUCGAUAAAGUUUUAAGGGAUAGAGUUCCCUUCGCCGUUGUUGGGGCGAAUACUGUAGUCGAACACGAUGGAAAGAAAGUACGCGGAAGAAAUUAUCCAUGGGGUAUUGCUGAAGUUGAGAAUCUAGAUCAUUGCGACUUCAUAGCCUUGCGAGAUAUGAUCAUUCGAACGCAUCUGCAAGAUUUACAAGAUGUUACGAAUAAUAUACAUUAUGAGAACUUCCGGUGUCGGACUUUGGCUGGCCUUGGUGUAGAUGGAAAACCGACAAAAAUUUCUAAUAAUUUGUGCCCACCAGGAGUGAUGAACAGUUUCAUGACAGUGUGGAAUCCUUUGGCUCAAUUGGAGGAAGAGAAAAGGGAACACGAUAAUAAAAUGAAGAAGAUGGAAAUUGAAAUGGAACAAGUAUUUGAAAUGAAAGUUCGUGAAAAGAAACAGAAACUUAAAGAUUCAGAGGCCGAUUUACAGAGACGGCAUGAACAAAUGCGACGCUCUUUAGAACAACAAGUUCGUGAAUUAGAAGAGAAAAGACGUGCAUUCGAAGCAGAAAAAUUAGCGUGGGAACAACAAACCGGUCACAGUAUUGAAGAAUUACGUAGGCGCAGUUUAGAAGCCAACUCGAAAGACAGAUUUUUCCGAUUUUACAAAAGGGCUGUGGAUGGCAAGGACAAGAAAAACAAGAAGAAGGGCCUGUUCUAAUAACAUGAAAAAAAAAAAUAUCUGGAGAAGGCACAAUGAGGUGCUGCUUCUUUCCAAAUCGUACAAUGGUGUUCCUGUUUACACAGUGGCGAUGAGAUAACAUUUUCAUCCCAGCCAAUGAAUUUAUUUUAUUACAGAAAUUCACAAGGGAUUCAUGACGAACUCAAUCAAACAUCACACACAUCAUUUUCUCAUUAAUAUCCUCAUAUGAAACUUUAUAACAUUAGCGCAAAUUAUAUAUGGACCUUUAUUAAUCGCUUAUACAAAGUAUUGUAAAAGAAUGAUAUAUAUAUAUAUAUAUAUAUAUAUAUAUCCAUAAAUAUGGUUCAAAUUAAGAUCGAUUCGAAUCGAUCUUGGAUAGAGUCCUUUACAGGAGACUUAUACCGACAUUUUCAUAUUGAAUUCCAAAGAUUUCGAUUUCUUUAUUAUCUCUUUUUUUUUAUUUUCUUUUUUUUUCGUUUUAUUUUUUCUCCAAAACUUACAAUGAGAAUUCGAAGAAAGUACAUUUUGAAUUUUAAAUAUAACUUUUAUUUCAGAGACUGACGUGUUUAGAAAGAAUUAGAAAAGCGUUCAAUAUUGGUGCAGAGUGAUUUUAUAAAAGAUUCUUUUUUCUUCGACCAUGAAGAUUUUUCACAAGAAAGAAAUGAAAUUGUAUAAAAAUGUAUACAUAUAUUAUAAUAAUCACACCCAUAUUACAUAUAGAUAUGGAGUAAUUCACGAUAUCAAAAGGAAAAAAAAAAUCAACAACAAAAUAAUAUAAUUGCUUAAUCUCGUCAACUUAAUCGUACCGUGCAUGGUGCUUAAUCUCAAAUCGAGCCUCGAUUAUAUCGUACGUAUUUAUAAUAUCAAAUUAGACUGGAUAUACAUAUGCGUUUUAAGGUUAAGUAAAACGAUAUUCUUUUUUUUUUUUAGUUUUUACUUUAUUUUUUUCUUUCUGUAUGUAUCAACAUAUAUAUUUAGUUUCUAAGUAACGACAGUCAUUUUUUUUUUAAACAAACGUUAAUACGUAAUCGUUAUUCUUUCGUGCUAUUUCUGUCUAAAAAAUAAUAAACAUAUUUACAUAAUAAUAUAAUAGUAAAUAUUAAAAUAUUUACAUUAUAUUUAUAUUUAAUAUAUAUCAUUUUUUCUUUUUUUUUUUUUUUUUUUUAAUUAAAUUUUUGUUCGUAAAUAUGUUUAUAUUUAUUAUUUUCAGCACAUAUUAAUAACGAUGAAAUUCAAAUCGGUAUUGUGAAAAAAAUAACGUAAAAGGAAGAAAAAGAAAAAAAAAAAAGAAAAAAUUUUAAUUUGACUUUAAACGCGAGAACUAUCUGUCUAAACGAAAAAAAUUACUUUAGUGUGUUUUUGUGCUUCGAAAUUGAAAAAACAAAAUAAUAAUAAUAAUAAUAAUAAUAUAAUAAUAUAAUAAUAAUGAAGCUUGAGUGAGAAUACAAGACCAGUUAACCAUGAAAUUAAUGACUUCUUUAAUACCGCACAAUGUCUGAUAAAUGAAAGUUAAUAUUAAAAAGACGGGAGCAGCAUAAUUAAAGGAUAAAUAAAACAAAAAAUGACAUUCGAUACAAGAUUUUAUUACAUAUUAUUGUAUAUUCACGAUGUAAUCAUAACCUAUCACGUGCGUUUUCGUAAUAGCCAAUUAGCAUUUCUUUCGUAAACUGAAUGGCGGCCAUUAGAAAGAAAGAGAGAGAGAGAGAGAGAGAGAGAGAGAGAGUGUGCUAUAUAUGUUCGAUGAUCAAAUAAAAAAAAUUGUUUGUAUUUCGAAAGUAGGUAACUAGGCGUGAAUUUAUAAAAAAGAUGAUUUAAAAAAAACAACGAUAUAUAUAUACAUAUAUGUACACACAGAAAAACAUAUAUACAUACGCGUGCAAGAAAUAUAUAUAUGUGUAUAUGUAUAAAUACGCAAGAAAAAAUUCAUGCCUGAAUAUUGACGUCAUAGUAGAAGAUCAAUGAACUAAUUGUCUUAAAGAAAAGAUAAGAGAAUUUAUUAUCAUCAUAAAUUUAUAACAGUAUUGUCGACGUAUUCUUUUCCUGUGUCACGAUGAAAAUUAUCAAAAGUUGAACAGAUCUCUUUUGUCGAAUCAGAUGGAUAUUUCGAGAGAUUUAAGAGAGAAAGAAUUCAAAUAGAAAUUAAAAAUAAAUUAAAAUUAACAUUGAAAUUAAAUGGAAGCUCUCUCGAGCACGGGAUUACGAUUACGUUCAAAUUUCGCACAUUUACUCUUGUACAAAAAAAAAAAAAAUGAAUGAAUGAAUGAAUGAAUGAAUGAAUGAAAGAAGAUUUCUUUAAAUAAAUGUAUGUUUGUAUGUAUGUAUGUAUGUAUGUAUGUAUGUACAUACGUAUGUAUUUACUUACAUACGUAUCAACAAAAAAAGAAUCGCGCUUUUUACGUAAGCAGCAACAGCAACAGCAACAGCAGCAGCAGCAGCAGAAAAAACAGCAGCAGCAGCAGCAACAGCAUCGUUAGUUAGACUCUUUUCAUAGUACUCGAGUUCGUUUAUGUAUCGAAUAUGUUCCUCGAGUAUUAUUAUAUCGUUUAUUAAUAUCAUCGUUAAUCGAUCGUCGAUUGUAUUUAAAGGAAAAAAAAAAAAAAAAGAAAAACAAAGAAAAGAGAAGAAAAAAAAGAAAGUAAGAAAAGAAAAAGAAAAAGAAAAAAUAUUACGGAAUAACGCGUAUACUUUUUUCGUGUUGUCGUCUCUUAUUUUAUCUUACAUUUUUUUCUCUCUUUUUUCCUUUAUCAAAACUUUCCUUCCGUUUGUUCCAUGAUUUAUAUAUACAAUUUACAUCACAUAUAUUAAAAAUAAUAUCCUUGUAGAAGUUAUAAGCUAAUUUAGUUGAAAAUUUCGAUAUUUAUGCAGAGUAAUAAGGUGGGGUAGAAAGGACAUCUCAUUUUGAUGACCUUGUGUAAUUAUCGAUAUAAUUUUAAUAAUUAUUAUAUAAGUCGGUUGUAUUACUGUUUAGAACCUGUCCAAAUUUAUAUACAUUUAAUGCUUAGAAAAAAAAAGAAAGAUAAAAAGAAAGAGUGUGCGCGCGCACGAAAGAGAGAGAGAGAGAGAAAGCAAGAGAUAAGUUAAUUAAGUUGAACUUUUGUGCCAAGACGAAGAAGAGUAAACAUUUUAUAAAAAUAAUAACGCCGGCAAGUUGUUUCCCGAUUCGUCGUAAUAAUAAUAAUAAUAAUAAUAAUACUAAUAAUAAUAAUAAUAAUAAUAAUAAUAGUAAUAGAGUAAUAUAAUAAAUAAGGUCACAACUUGAAAUGACGAAAAAAAAGAGAAACAAAAAUCUGAAUAUCUUUCAUCUCGAGAGAACCACGUGUUACAUUCCUAUUUUGUACGCGUUUUUCUAGCUAACUGAUCGGCUCCGAGCGUGUGCCGUAUCGUGGCAGUAUUAUAGGGAAAAAAAUAAAAUAAAAUAUAAAUAUAUAAGAGAGAGAGAGAGAGAGAAAUAGAGAUAGAAAGAAAGAAAAAAAAACGGUUAAAGAAACGUCGAAGGUAAAGUCUUGUCACAUUUCAAUAAUUUAUAAGUAUCAUAAAUGCAUCACAAAUACACACAUGACACAUAGAGAGAGAAAGAGAGCGUUAGAGCAGAAAUAUGACGUUUAUUAAAAUCACGUUUAGAUCAUUUCGAUGUUAGUCGACAAUUUUUUUUUUCCUUUUUUUUCCUUUUUUUUUCUUUAUUUUUUUAAAUAAUUACUCUCAUGUAGUAAUUCACCUAUUAAUUAUAAUGCGACGAUGAUAAUGAUUAUUAUUAUUAUUAUUAUUUUUUCUUUUCUUUAUUUAUAGAAUUUCAAGAGUAUUAGACAAAGGAAUAUUAUAUAGUAAUUAAGUAUGUAUAAUGUAUAUGUAUGUAUGUAUGUAUGUAUGUAUGUAUGUGUUUUGGAGUCGUGAUAUAAACAGAUUUGAGAAUAUAUUAUGUCGUAUAAAUAUGCGUAUAGAGCACCAUUGAUCGUCACGGGUGUUGCAAUUUGAAACGAGUUCGUUUCUUUCUCUUAUAUAUAUUUUUUUCGAAAUAAUUAAUUCUUUUUCCUCUCUCUUUUUUUUUUUUUAUCUAUUCUCUACUUUUAGUCGUUAACAACUUUGACAUAAAUUUCCUUUCUAUCCAUCUUUUUUUUUUCAAAUUUUUGGUUUCUUUUAUUUUGGAUAUAUAUUACCAACGUUUCAAUUAUGAUAAUGAUGAUGAUGAUGAUGAUGAUGAUGAUGAUGAUGAUGAUGAUGAUGAUGAUGAUGAUGAUGAUGAUGAUGAUGAUGAUGAUGAUUAUGAUGAUUAUGAUUAUGAUGAUGAUGAUAAUGAUGAUUAUGAUGAUGAUGAUGAUUAUGAUGAUGAUGAUGAUGAUGAUGAUGACGAUGAUGACGAUUGUGCAGUAAGAUUUGUUCUCUUUAUAUUUCAUUUCUCAUAAAUCGUACUUAAACGAGUAUUCAAUGUCGAUGUGUGAGUAAAUAAAUAAAUAAAUAAAUAAAUAAAAUAAAUAGACGAGAUUAAUGAUUUUGAUAUAUUUCGAUGAUAUAAAUCUCGUAAUGAUUGUUAGAUCAUUGAAAGUGAAUAGAGUGGAAGAGGAAGAAGAAGUAUGUAUAUCGAUUACUGUGUGCAUUUUUAUUGCGAAUAUGCUUAUAAUGUUAAUCGAUUAUUCAUAGAAUUGUAUGGUUAAACGAAUGGAUCACUGUAUGGUAAUAAAUGCGAUUAAAAUUUCUUCGAAGAAUAUCGAAUGAAAUAAUCGCUUAAGUUUA